Messenger RNA from Calliphora vicina (urban bluebottle blowfly), 1161 nucleotides. Its product is annotated as odorant receptor 94a-like. Gene Ontology annotation, molecular function: olfactory receptor activity; odorant binding. Lineage: Eukaryota; Metazoa; Arthropoda; Insecta; Diptera; Calliphoridae. Gene Ontology annotation, cellular component: plasma membrane. The transcript is spliced from 3 exons. Gene Ontology annotation, biological process: detection of chemical stimulus involved in sensory perception of smell; sensory perception of smell. The coding region runs from base 1 to 1161 and encodes 386 amino acids. The record is from RefSeq and is a predicted model, not a curated record.
AUGGCCUACGAUACCUUGCAAAAGUCGCGCAUUCUUAUAACGAUUCUGAGCAGCACUGGUGUUUUAACAAACGAGAAGCUGCAUCAUCGUAAUCUACCAAAAAUGUCACCCAUUUAUUACAAAUUAAUGCUACACAUACCACUGACGUUUACCUUCACCCUGCUCAUGUGGUUGGAUGUUCUAUUUAGUUCGGAUUUAAAUCAGGCCACUGAUAUACUUUACAUGGUCUUAACGGAAACGGCACUGGUGGUGAAGAUACUUAGCGUCUGGUACCAUGAUGCAUUGGUCAAAUCCUUGUUUAAUGAAUGGCAACAAAAUGAAAUGUUCAAGUUGCAAACAACACAAGAAUCUGUCAUGUGGCAGCGUACGUUUAAAUUGUAUGGUAUUGUGGCAUUCGUUUAUAUAGCGGGCAGCCUGAGUGUUGUGUGUUCCUCUUUCACAGCUGUGCUAUUUCUCAACGUAUACCGAUUGCCAUAUUCCUAUUGGACGCCAUUUAAUUGGAAACAUCCGUUAAAGUAUUGGUAUGCUUACUGUUAUGAAUUCAUUGCCAUGCCGUUGACAUGUAUUUGCAAUUGUACAUUGGACAUGUUUCAUUGUUAUAUGAUGCAGCAUUUGGCUUUGUACUUUAAGUUGAUAGCCAUGCGUUUGGAGAAUUUGGGCACUAACAAGGACGAAACGAAUGCUGGUGUUACCCAAAAGCUGUUGAGAAUAAUUGAAUUUCAUCUUAAAUUAAAAAGCAUGUCCAAAUCAUGUGAAGCCGUUGUCUCCUUUCCCAUUUUGGCUCAAAUUUUAUUGAGUGCAUUUGUAUUGUGUUUUAGCCUGUAUCGUUUGCAGAACAUCAAUUUCAUAGAUGAUCCAGUUACCUUUUUCUCAUUGAUCCAGUAUGCUGUAGUUAUGAAUCUACAGAUCUUUUUGCCCUGCUAUUAUGCCAACGAAUUGACCAUAGAAUCUUCUCGCCUUGUGAAUGGAAUUUACAAUUGUAACUGGCAAGAGAUGUCGCCGUACAAUCGUAAAAUUGUUUUUAUGUACAUGCAAUAUCUACAGAAACCUGUAGUCUUAAAAGCUGGUAACUUUUUUAAUGUCGGCUUACCAAUUUAUGCAAAGGUCAUGAAUAAUGCUUAUAGUUUUUUUGCUUUAUUACUUAAUAUGGAUGUUGAGUAA